Messenger RNA from Aedes albopictus (Asian tiger mosquito), 4102 nucleotides. It is a transcript of the gene DNApol-theta, whose product is annotated as DNA polymerase theta. Lineage: Eukaryota; Metazoa; Arthropoda; Insecta; Diptera; Culicidae. Gene Ontology annotation, molecular function: DNA binding; ATP binding; DNA-directed DNA polymerase activity. The record is from RefSeq and is a predicted model, not a curated record. Gene Ontology annotation, biological process: DNA-templated DNA replication; double-strand break repair via alternative nonhomologous end joining.
AGCCAUCUAAAACGCGCCAUUCUGGAGAUCAUCGCAUCCGGGGUGGCGUCGAGCACGACCGAUCUGGAAAGCUUCGUCAACUGUACCCUGUUCAGUUGCGAGAAGAAGUGUCGCUUCUCGUUUACCAUAGAUUCACUGGAACAAAGCCAUCGACCUUCGGCAUGGUCCAAGAAGGACAAAUCGGAUGUCAACGGGGAAACGGAAAACAUAGACCCGAUAGCAAGCUGUGUCCGCUUUCUACUGGAAUACGAGUUCAUCCGGCUGCAGACCAAUGCGGAAAGCGGUGAAUCGUUGCUAGUAUCCACUCCGCUUGGAAACGCAUGCUUGUCGGCCUCGAUGGCCCCUCGGGACGGGUUCCUCUUGUUCAGCGAGUUGCAAAAGUCCCGGCAAUGUUUCGUGCUGGAAUCGGAACUGCACGCCAUCUACCUGGUGACUCCGUACUCCGUCAGUUACCAGUGGCAGAACAUCAGCUGGGUGGAUUUUCUCGAGCGUUGGGAAAACAUGGACCCGGCGAUGCGACGAGUCGGCGAGCUGAUUGGCAUUCGCGAUGCUUUUUUGGUGAAGGGAUUGCGCGGUAAGAUCGGUGAGGCCGACCACGGCACUCUGAUGACACACAAACGGUUCUACACGGCAUUGGCGUUAAAGCGACUGGUCGACGAAGAACCCCUGAGUGCGGUGGCACAACAGUUCCAGUGCUCUCGUGGUUUGCUGCAAAGUUUGCAGCAAGUGGCGUCCACGUUUGCAGGUAUCGUCAUGGCGUUCUGCAAAUCGCUCAACUGGAACCUGCUGGCGAUGAUCAUCACCCAGUUCCGAGAACGGCUCUAUUUCGGAGUGCAACCGGACCUUCUGGACCUGAUGCGAAUCUCCAGCUUGAACGGCCAACGAGCCCGAUUGCUGUUCAACGCUGGCGUUACAGGGCUGCUGGAUUUGGCCAAUAGCGAUCCGCUCAGGAUCGAGCAGAUCUUGUACAACUGUAUCAGCUUCGAGACGGAACAGCGACGCAAUGGCGAAGAGGAAUUUGAAACACGACGCAGACUCAAUCAGCGCAAUCUCUACGUGACGGGGAGGGCUGGUCUGACCGUGCAGGAGGCUGCUCAGUUGCUGGUAAAGGAAGCCCGUCAGUAUAUUCAGCUGGAGAUGGGGGUUUGUAAUCCGAAUUGGGAGGAGAGCGAAGAGGCGGAUAAAUCACUUGUAGUGGAGAAGGUUGAGAGUGAAAACCUUUUCUCGCCUGUUCAGGCGAUUGAGCAAAAAGAAACGGAAGUAAUUUCAGCACCUCAACAACCACGACAGCAGAUUCCCUCGGUGACAUCGUUCGAAGUAUCCGAGUUGGACAGUGACAGAGAAAUCGAAAAGCUUCACAAUUCACUGAUAAUGAACUUUUCGCACGUGAUGAAUGAUGAUAAAAUUUCAUCUCAGCAGCCCGGUGGCGGGAAGUACGACAGUUUGAACGUAGUAGACAUUUGCGCUGAUACGAGUUUGUACGAAAAAUUUGCUGGCAUACUAGAUCGGUCCGAUUCUGUUAGCGUAUCGUUCGCUGUUGGCCAGUUUGAUCGUUCCAAAUCAGUCAUCGGUGGCAAUUUGCUGAUCAACCAGCAAGUGAAAAGCAAGCAAGAUGAAAUAGUACAAAACUAUCCGUUCCUGUUUGACGAGAAUCUCUAUCUGAGCGGUGUUGCAUUUACCUUUCCGACAGUUGUCGCAGAAGAGUCCGAAAAUGUGGUAUAUUACCUAAAUCUUCUAAAGGGUACUUCAGUCAAAUGCGAGCAAAAGAAACGACUAGUUGCGAGAUUGCUGGAGCGAGAGACUAGCACUGUUGACCUGUACGAUGCCAAGGAGCAGCUUAAGAUGGUCUACCGAAGUGGAUUACUGUCGUUAGAGCAAGAAGUGAUCGCCAGCAUACGCGAUCCCAAGGUAGCCUGUUGGCUGCUGCAAGUCGAGGAAAAGAUUAUUCCACUGCAAGCAAUGAUCCAGCAGUACUGUCCAGAGCUUACUUCACUGUGCCAACUGGCGGGUCAUUGCCCCGGAUCCACUGGUCCCGGUGCAAAUUACAUUAGCACGAUCGAUGCAAAAAUUAGAUGCACCGUAGAGAGCUUCCUCGUGUCACACCUAAUCCGUGCUCAGGUAGCACAGUUCGAUCAGCUGGAUCGAACGCAGGAGUUGCUACCCACUUUCACACAACGGGAAAUGCCCAUCCACGGAGCCCUUGCUCGGAUGGAGCUGGUGGGAUUCCCGGCCGAUGCCAACAAGUUAGCACACCUGAUCGAUCGACUCAAGGCGGCCAAAUGUCGGAUCAGUGACCGGGUGCGAACGUUGAACGGUGGCCGUCAGUUAAACUUCGGAUCCUCUAGUGAAGUGGCUGCUGCCCUGAAGGUUCCCCGGGAACGGAACGGUAGAGUGAAAACCUGUCGCCAGGUGCUGGAAAAGAUUGAGUCCCCGUUGGCGUCGUUGGUCAUUGCAUACCGAAAGAUUGAAAGUAAUUUAAUGCGAACGAUCGAACCGCUGUACAGGGCUAUUCGGGAUGGAAAGCGGAUUUACGGCAACAGCUGUUGCUUCACUUCGACGGGGAGAAUAUCUAUGCAUGAGCCUAACUUGCAAACCGUUGUGAAGGAUUUCAAGGUUGAAAUUGAGCCCGGUCUAGUCGAGGUGUUCAGCUGUCGCAGCACUUUUGCCUGUUCAAAUCCGGAUCGAAUCCUUCUAUCGGCAGAUUUCUGUCAGCUGGAACUGUGCGUCCUGACGCAUUUGUCUCAAGACCGAAAACUGCUGGCCGUGAUGAACGGUGGGAAGGACGUCUUCCGUGGAAUAGCGGCCAAGUGGAAUCAUCUGGAAGACGAAUCGCUAGUAUCGGACGAACUUCGGAACUACACCAAGGCCAUCGUGUACGGAGUGAUCUACGGAAUGGGCACCAAAUCGAUGGCUGCCGAGUUGCACGUAGAGGAAGAUACGGCCCGGACGCUGAUGGAGCAGUUUCACUCGACCUAUCCGGAAAUUCGGCGGUACGCGGACAAGGUGAUUCAGGUGACCAGGGAACGAGGCUACAUUGAAACGCUCACCGGUAGGAGGCGUUACCUGCCGGCUAUUUGCAGCGUUGAUACUCGGAAACGGUCCGAGGCGGAACGGCAAGCUGUGUGUACUACGGUUCAGGGUUCUGCGGCGGAUAUCCUGAAGAAUGCUAUCCUGCGGAUGAUGCGCAAUCUGAGAAAGUAUCGUCAGACGCUUCGACUCGGGCAGGUUGAGCUGGUGCUGCACAUGCACGAUGAACUAAUUUUCGAAGUGCCACGCGAUCAGGCUCGCAAGGUGGCCAAGAUUCUCAAGUCCAGCAUGGAGAACUGUGCGAAGCUCAGCUUGCCGCUGAGAGUUAAGGUAAAAAUGGGACCCAGCUGGGGCGAGAUGCAGGAAACUCAAGUGUGAUAUGGAUGAAAGUUGAGAGACUGAACUUUAUUUGUACUAAAUUGAGGACUUGCGUUUGUCAUUUAUUCGAAAUCCAUGGGUUUUGUGGGGUAUUUGAGCGAUAAGUUCCACAGCGUAUAAGACGCCAAUUACAUAUUAUCCUCGAUUUUCUUAAGCAAUAAACGGUAUUAUCACAGUCAAAUAGACGUAACUGUUAGAGGAAAUUAAUAAAAAAAACUUUUGCCCGGUGUCUUUGUCAUGAUAACUCUGUCACCUGUUGGUAGAACCGCGCGAGACACUGUCGGCCAUGAUAGAUUUCAGUUUGACGUUUAUCUAACACGCACACUACUACACAAAAUCGCCUGUAAUUUUCGUUCGCAUCAUUCAGCAACGUGUACAGUACACUGGCAAACGUCAAAGCGAUAGAACACUAGCGCCUCUAGUAGAAGGAUCGCGGAAAGAAAAUGAAAUUGAAUUGAUCGUUAAAUGCAUGUGCCAAGUCGUUUUGAAGAGUGUUACGUCUAUUUGUCUGUGAUAUGAUCCUUGAUUUUAAUUUGCGGUUUAACUGUAGUGCGCCGAUUUCAGCGCAUUAAAAGUAAAUCUCGAAUUUACAAGAAAUGACUGCAUCCGGAAUUAAAUGGGCUCGCAUACUACGCAAUCAUGUUAGAGGAUGUUUUGCGUAAAUUCCUUGAUGAAUUUCUGAAGAAAUUCAUGAAAA